CGUUACUUUUUGAGUGAAUGAAUGAGUGAGGCAAAGCACAAAACCCACAACCAGAACCUUCUCUUUCUUCUUCUUCUUCUUCUUCUGUGUUCAGCUACCACUAUCUAUAUAUGAACAUGAAUCUAUCUAAACUCCAACACAGUAACUGAAAACUUUCCCUGAAACAGCACAUAAUAUCUUGCUGCCAGUGUGCACUGCUUCCACAUUCAGUGUUAAAAGCCUAAUUCCAUAUUCACCACUCACUUGUUCAUUCUACAUUUAGUGUCAAAAAGCCUUUUGGAUUACCAUACCCAUUUGGUGAAAGACCCCAUCUUUGGUUGAAAGAAUGGGAAGUAGCAAACCCAGAUCCUUCAUUCUCCUUCUAUUUGUGUUCCUUUGUGUUUUUGCAACGGCACAAGAACAACAGCAACCAAUAAAAACCGUUGUUGUUCUGGUCAUGGAGAACCGUUCCUUUGACCACAUGCUGGGUUGGAUGAAAGAGAGUAUCAACACACUAAUCAAUGGGGUCACAGGAGAUGAAUGCAACCCGGUUUCCACCAAAAGUCCAAGAAAAGAUUCAAUUUGCUUCACUGAUGAUGCAGAGUUCGUGGAUCCGGAUCCGGGCCACUCGUUCGAGGAUGUGUUGCAACAGGUAUUCGGUUCCAGUUCCGGUUCCGGUUCAAUUCCUUCCAUGAAUGGAUUUGUGGAACAAGCAUUGUCCAUGUCUUCUCCGAACCUCUCUGAGACUGUCAUGAAAGGGUUUAAACCGGACUCUGUGCCGGUUUAUGCUGCUUUGGUUAAGGAAUUUGCUGUUUUUGAUAGGUGGUUUUCUUCAAUUCCGGGUCCAACACAACCCAAUAGGCUUUUUGUGUACUCAGCAACCUCUCAUGGCUCAACAAGUCAUAUCAAGAGGCAGUUAGCGAAAGGGUAUCCUCAAAAAACAAUCUUUGAUUCAAUGCAUGAGAAUGGCCUAGACUUUGGGAUUUACUUUCAGAACAUACCAACAACUCUGUUCUAUAGGAAUCUUAGGAAAUUGAAGUACAUAUGGAAGUUCCAUCAGUAUGAUUUGAAGUUCAAGAGGGAUGCUAGAGAUGGGAAGCUUCCACCCUUGACUGUGAUUGAGCCUAGGUACUUUGAUUUGAAGGGCAUACCGGCAAACGAUGAUCACCCGUCUCAUGAUGUUGCACAUGGGCAAAUGCUGGUUAAGGAGGUUUAUGAGGCUCUAAGAGCAAGUCCUCAAUGGAAUGAAACGCUUUUUGUCAUUACAUAUGAUGAACAUGGUGGAUUUUUUGAUCAUGUGAAGACCCCUUUUGUCAACAUUCCUAAUCCAGAUGGGAACACCGGACCUGCUCCCUAUUUCUUCAAGUUUGAUAGGUUAGGGGUUCGGGUGCCAACUAUUAUGGUCUCUCCUUGGAUCAAGAAAGGGACUGUGAUAAGUGGCGCCAAAGGACCGGCUGAAAACUCAGAAUUUGAGCACUCUUCUAUUCCUGCAACCAUAAAGAUGAUUUUCAACCUUUCCUCUAACUUUCUGACUCACAGAGAUGCAUGGGCUGGGACAUUUGAGCAUGUUGUUGGGGAGUUAAGUUCACCCAGAACAGAUUGCCCAGUGACUAUGCCAGACGUGACACCUCUAAGGAGCACUGAAGCAAAAGAAAAUGCUGGCCUUUCUGAGUUUCAGAGAGAGGUAGUUCAAUUGGCAGCUGUUCUUAAUGGGGACCAUUUUUUGAGCAGUUUCCCUGAUGAAAUGAGCAAGAAGAUGAGUGUGAAGGAAGCUCACGAGUACGUGCGAGGAGCUGUUUCAAGAUUCAUAAGAGCCAGCAAGGAGGCCAUCAAGCUAGGGGCUGAUGAGUCUGCUAUUGUGGAUAUGAGAUCCUCUCUCACUACUAGAUCUUCAGUUCAUAAUUAAUACAAAACAAAACUCAUAAACAGACAAGAGCAAAGAAAGUUGUGUGCCUAUCUCUGUAUCUAACUAUUAUAGUUUUUAGGUUAUCUGAUCAUUCUUGUGCUAGAUUUUGUUAGGUUUGUGAAAGUGAAAUGCAGUAGAAUGGCGUGUUUGAUAGAAGGCCGUGCAAGGACGGGAGGUUUCUCAAGGUCUCUGUUUGAAAGAAUAUAAGGAAAUUAAAAAAAAAAAAAAAGAGAGAAUGAUGUUUGGCUAGUGAGUAAUUUCGAAAUGGAAAACUCCAAUGCUGUUGUACAAAGUACAAACACAUUAUAAAUGCAGCUCCAUAAUUUUGUUUUGAAUUGCUUGUAUUCUUAUUUGAAUUUCUUGAAUGAAACUGAAUCGAGUUUGCUACA
Glycine soja is the source of this 2274-nucleotide messenger RNA. Its product is annotated as non-specific phospholipase C6-like. The record is from RefSeq and is a predicted model, not a curated record. The coding region runs from base 326 to 1885 and encodes 519 amino acids. NCBI's taxonomy places the organism in Eukaryota, Viridiplantae, Streptophyta, Magnoliopsida, Fabales, Fabaceae. Gene Ontology annotation, biological process: phospholipid catabolic process. Gene Ontology annotation, molecular function: hydrolase activity, acting on ester bonds. The transcript is spliced from 3 exons.